Trichoderma virens Gv29-8 is the source of this 1957-nucleotide messenger RNA. RefSeq lists its product as uncharacterized. Lineage: Eukaryota; Fungi; Ascomycota; Sordariomycetes; Hypocreales; Hypocreaceae. Gene Ontology annotation, cellular component: gamma-tubulin ring complex; Ndc80 complex. The transcript has 6 exons. Gene Ontology annotation, biological process: chromosome segregation; gamma-tubulin complex localization. The coding region runs from base 1 to 1092 and encodes 363 amino acids. The record is from RefSeq and is a predicted model, not a curated record.
AUGUCUGCCGCUUUCGAUCCAUCAAUGUCAAUCGGCCAUGGCCGCCAGACCAUGGCCCCUGCUGGCCCCUCCGCUGCCGACACGCUGCCCAGCAUCGACUUUGGGUUCGACGAUUUGCGCGAGCGCAUGGCGAAGUUUACUGCUAAAUUCGAUGCCUUCAUCGAGCAGGGCCGCAAGCGUGUCUUGGAAGAGCGCAAUCAGUUCCGCGUCAACAUGGCCGAGCUUCAAGAGGAUGAACGAAUGAAACGAAGAGAUAUUGAAAUCGCCCAAGUCAAGAUGUCGACGUACCAGCAAACGAUUGAGAAGGAAGAAGCCGAGAAGCGCGAAAUGGAAGCGUCAAUAUCCUCGCUCGCCGCCCAGCGCGACAGCCACAUCACCACCCGAGACAAUCUCAAGGUCCAGAUUGCCGAAACCCAAGCCGAAAUCGACUCUCGACUGGCGGCACAACGCGCCUACACAAAGCAGAAAGAGGCGCAGUUACGGUACAACGUUCCUGAGCUGGAUUUUUGGAUCACGAACCUUUGUCUGCGGAUUGAGGGCGCUGGAAAAGACGACCGGCUCAAGUUCGUGUACACACACAUUGAUGAGAAGAACUGGGAGCGCGAGGCGUGGUUCGAGUUGGUGACUAGCUCGAGGGAUUACGAUGUGAAGCAUUGCAGGCCCAAGCUGGAGCGGGAGAGCGUCGAGAGGGUAUUGGACAAGGUCAAUGAGACGAGGGAGCUGGUGGUGCUGCUGAAGGGGAUGAGAGAAUUGAUGCAACAAGUACCUGCGAAUGGAUUAUACAAUGACUUUGCUUUUCUAAACACAUCCUCCCAACUCCAAACCCUCUCCAAGCCGUGCCAUCAAAAUCAUCCACUCGCCAUGCCCAAACCCGACAAACACGUCGCGGCCUCUCAAGCCGUCGACAUUCUCGAAGAAAUUUCAACCAUGCUGAACUGCCACAUGGACCGCCGCAUGCUGUCCACCUGCGUGUCAUUAAUCGAGCAGGGCGUCCAUCCAGAAUCUCUCGUACAAGUCAUCAAGGAGCUGCGUGAGAUUGCCGACGACACGCGACGGGAACAGCAAGAGGCCGCCGCAGCUAACAGUCGGUGAAAUCUCACGUCACCACACUCGCUGCUGGACUUCUCUUUUCGCUUCAUCCGCAUGUUUACCCUUUGUAAUUGCUUUUUCCCCUGGAUUUUUACUAGAUUUUGAGCUGGGAUUUUCAACUGUUAUUCAUGGCGCUUAGGGCGUGUACAAAUACUAUAUUACCACUUUUGACGACUAUUACUGUACAUGGUAGAUAUUAAAUUGACGGAGCAUUGCCCCAAUGACACCCAAUUUCCAUAUGCAAAAGUGACAUUCUCCCUUUUUUUUUUCUUCCAUGAUCCCCCUUUUUCUGAUGAUGCAAUACCAUGUUAAGCGCCAUGCAGUCGUGCUAACCCGAAGAACUCCGUCAAAGAAAAAAUGACUUGAAACGGAAAGAAAGAAAAGGGAACAGCAAGAAGAAAGCAAGAAAAAGAAAGAAAAAGAAAAGAAAUACAUGGUAUCCCAAAACUGAAAAACAAACAGAAAGCAAGUAAAUAAACACCAAAAAGCUUAAUUUGCCCAACUCCACUCCAUAGAAUGCCCCUUGUGAAUGGCAAAGUGUUGUCGUAUGUCGUCAUGCCUCAUUAACAGCCUCCACAUGCUCUCACCAAGUCCAAAGGCCCAUUCAUUCAAGCCGCAAGCUUGAUUUGUUACCUGUGCCCGAUCAAGUUGAACUCAUCUUCAUCGUCAUCUUCGUCAUCAUCUGCCUCUGGAGCGUCGCCCUCACUCGAUUCAUCUGAAUCAUAUUCAUCUCCGCUCGAUUCAUCAUCUUCGUCAUCCCCACCACCUCUCCAGAAACCCAAGAUGUCAUCAUCAGACUCUCCAUCCACUUCCACAAGGGCGGCCUGCGGUAUAUCCAUCAUCAUGUGAGAAGGCGACAUGGACCGCG